Molecule: messenger RNA, 9255 nt
Organism: Cladocopium goreaui
Lineage: Eukaryota; Dinophyceae; Suessiales; Symbiodiniaceae
Source: the annotation of a GenBank genome assembly
AUGACACAGUGGGAUGCCAUAGCCAGUGACAUACUGCGUGAGCAUGCUACCAAGGUAGCUGUCUGCUGCAUAGCACUGAUCAUGGUGUUCUGGCUUGCCUCCCAAAUGAAGAAGUCUUAUUGCGUGCGGCGGCAGUCAGUGCCAGCUGCGUGUGGCAAGGGGCCGCGCAACCGAUCCAGCAAGCACACACACUGGACACGAAGGUUGCCGGGGAAAUAUACAUCUUUGAGCUGGGGCAUGGCAGUCACCGCAGCAUGCUUGGGUGCCAGCGCAAAACAAAUAGAUUUCCUGUUUGCGGUCAAUCUCUUCACCUGUGUCUUUGCAUGCCAAGCGCAACGUGCUCUAGCCAGUGCACGACUGCGCAGUGGGUGGGUGAGGAAAGCACGUCGGGUGGGCAAAGCUCGGGUGAAAGCAAGGCGGCAACCAGGAUCGCCACGAAGUAGACUGCAAAUAUUGAUUGCAGCCAUCUUCUUGUUCUCACCAGCCAGUUGGGUAUGUGUGGAAGGCGCUAGCCAGGGCAACAUCGCAGCAGCGCAACCAGUGAGGAACGCAUGGGCAACGUCUCGGAAACUUAGAAACCAGUUGAUGCGUGCAAUGCAUGGCAACACGAUGAAGAAAGCGAACCGACGACAAGCAGAAGAGUCCACACCCAGCCAAUGCAUAGACGCGAGUGCCGGCAGCAAUCCCGUCCUUAGCAAGAAAGCCAGAGUUGCAGACGGAGUGGAUGCCGCCUCCUCGCUUCGAGCACAACCUAGCAACCCGAGUUUCCAGAAAGAAGUGGAGGAGGAUGAGGACCGGAAACUGGCCGUCCGUUCGUGGUCGAUACCCGAAGCUGCAAAGUUAUACUUGCAAGCCUUAGAAUGGAUGUGUAAGCAAAAGAAUGGACCCAGAGCAGAUGAGGUUGCGAUUGCCAGUGUGCCGUUUGAUGACCGAGAAGCAGGCCUUCACCUGGGGUUCCUUCAGCAAGCAGAGCAGUUGGAGGCGGCAGAAGGUUUGACAGCUGCCGAAAUCGUGCUUUGGAGUAAGGUGGUGGCUGUUUUGGAAAAGCCACGCAUGUUAGAUUCCAUUCACCAUGGCUCAGUGGUGGAAUUGUGGGCACUCACACAAGCCUUUGACUUUCACUGUCUCAUUUGGAGCCAAGAAGAUAACAAAAACAUUUGGAUCCGGGAGAUGGCCUACAUCACCGAUGCAGAAACACAACAGAAGUUGCAAGAACAUUCCAAUGUCUUAGAACUUUUCCACCGAAACACUGGCAUCACCGGGCACUAUGACCUCGUCCAACGCGCGGAAGCAUUGCGCGAACCAUUCCCUGAAACACCAUCGUUGGAAACGUGGAGAACAGAGAGUGCAGAAGCAGUGUUGUGUCUUGCUGCAGAAAGCCUCCGAAACCCAGUGGAAGUGUCACCCAUGUCGCUGCAUAGUCAGUCAUCGCACGUUGAAGAUCAGAGUGCAGUGUGCGAAAAUCAUGCCGCAGAGGAAGGAGAGCAGCCAACGGCAGGGUCAUCCGGGCAACCGCAGCGGACCAGCCGCACCACUGCGGCGGAAUCGGAUGCAACAACGUGUCAGCCAAAUCGGUCGCAGCAGGUGCAUGACACAACUGAAGCCGGCAAAGAGGCAGCCACUGGUGUCUGGGAAGGGCAUGACGACGCAGAGGCGUCGGAGGGUGCAGCAACCGACCUGGAUUCUGAAAGCGUGCUUUCCUGGGAUUCAAACCUAUCCGAGACCACAGAAGAGGCAGAAGUCGAAGUCACCGUGGACUCGACAAAGACAUGGGUCACUGUCGAAGAUCGUGACCAAGAACGCAUUCGACGCACAGCAUUCCAUCUGCGACAACAUCCUCUGCUGCCAUCUCCAGCCGCGAUGACGGAAUUCCCCACCAUGCAGCCUAAUAGUGGUCUCGUAUACCCAGCCGUCCAUUGUGCUUUUGAGAGAUGCGGGUGGGCAUCCGACACACAACCGUGCCACCCGCACUGGUCAAAGGAAAAGGUGUGGAACAUGAAAGCAACAACAUGGGCACACACUACCUUGCAGUGCUGUGGAAACGGGAAGGUGUGUUUGUGGGCACACCUCGAUGAGUGUCAUGCUGAACACUUUACGAACAUACCCCGUGAACUUGUGGCUUCAACAUACACAGCUGCAGUGCUAGAAAGGGAACGUGGGCAGGUCCCACAAGUUGGCUGGAGCGUCGAUCGGCGCACACUGCGUCGAUUACAAGUGGAUUUGGACGACAACACUUGCCAAGCAUUGAUUUGCGCCUGUUGCGCCCGAGUGAGUCCAGGAGGCAUGGGAGGGGAGAUUGCCUACAUAUCUGUCAAGCAGUUAUUCAAUGCACUGACCCCAGAAGCGGUCAAAGCAAACUGGAACUUGGAAAGAUACAUGACGCAAUAUGCUACGUUGGCUGCUGUGACCAAUCGUUUCGAAGCACACGAGUGGACGCGAACACUGCCAGCAACCAGCUGCAACGGGAUGCGACUCAUCUGCUGCCCAGAAGAUGUCCGCUGCGGACUUUGCGCCGAGAAUGCGCUGCAACUGUGUGAGGCUUGUGAACUGCCGUUGUGUCGCAAUUGCCUCGAACACAUGUGUAAACAGGACGCUGGUGCAGUGCCAGAAGCCCUUGCAAACGACAAUUGGUUUGGAUACCCAACAGAGUUGUUGUACACCUACAGAGUGCGUUGGAUAGAAGCGGCAGCUGCUUCUCCGGUCUGGACUUCCGUCAUCAAUUACUACCUGGAAGCCGACCGAGGCAACUUGAUAGAAGAGCACUUGCAGCGGCCCGAACACAGAACCGCAAUCCGAGGCAAUGUGUCUUCCUUUAGCAUUCCAUGGGAAGAGGUGCUCGCCGCAUUGGCCCCCGAGACCCGACAGAACAACUCUUGGGAAAGGUUGCCUCACCCGCCACAUGUCCUCCAAGCUAUUGUCAAAGUCAAUGUGAAGGGCAUGUUAUACAAUGAGGCAAUCGAGUGGGUAGCAGGAGCACGCAUCCGACCCUGGGUCGUCACUGCACUCUUACAUCACCUCAUCGACAUACAACAUCCAAUGUGUGCGUCGGACUUGUCGGCAGAGGAAGCAAAAACAGCAGUGACGCAACGUGUGACCUGGACCUAUGGGGUGGACGAAACAAGGCCGCUAGUCGACUUGAACGAAACUUCUGCACCGACUGGGACAUCAAGCGGCGCGCACCCCUGCGCACGACGCCAGAGCAGCGCUCAGGCAGCAGUUAAUGUGAAAUCAGAAGCAACGAGUGCAAAUAACGAGACCGAGGCCCCAACCAUGAGCGGCCAGAGCUCGUUUCAGCCAGCGUCUGUGGAGCAACAUUUCAAGUCUUCUCUUGCGAAAACUGCAUCCCGAAAGAUCGUUUCCCACCUGCACUCCGAAGAGACAACCCAAGUGUACAGCAAAACGGCUCCACAGCAGACAAGCCACAGCGAUGCGAACGCAACCUUGCACAACAUGCUAACCCAGAGCAUGUGCCAGAUGGUAGCAGAGAGAAAAGAUCAGGGCAGCCCUCAGAUGACAGCUGAAGGCAUAGCAGACUCGACCUCGUCGCAGAAGGAAGAAGUGACAGUGUCAGCACCUAGCCACGGCAAGUUUCCAUUUCUACAUGUAAAGCCUGAGCGGGAUGCCUCGCCGGGCGACGACCCAUCAUCGCAGGUGACAAGCCAGAGCAGCGCUCAGGCAACCACAUCAGACAAAAGCCACGAAAAGACCACAUCGGCUCGUCCGAGCCAUGCUAAUUUUUUUUUUCCUGCCAGUGCAGACGUAAGCCAGCCGCGGCCGCAGAAGCAUGCAACACCCGAGUCAGUCGCAGACACAGCUUUGAAUGGCGAAUCCUUCGUAGCCAGUGUGAGACCCAAUGUACUGUCACAAGAUUACACGGGUGCAGAGUGGAAAGACCCCGACGUCGACAUGUUGCUGCAAUUAGGCAAUGCGACUGACACACUCACUAUUCGAACCGGGCACAACUUCUGGGACCAGUGGCAGAAUGACUUUCUCCCCUGGGCUUUUCCCUUCAGCCUCCCCGCACCCGUCAGUGGUCCGGACUUUCCCCACAAAGAGCGACCCCGGAGGCCCGCAGAUGCGCCGCACUUGCAACCCUUGGCACACUUGAAACUUCUGGCCGGACGCAUUGAGAGUUCAAUUCGCAACUCAUGGGAUCUGAUUCCCGGGCUGCGACGAUUGACAUUCAAAUGGCACUCGGUGUGGCACGGCUCCCUGUGGCGGAAAUGGAAGUCACAACGGCAAGCCCUUGCACCGGCACCUAUGCUCAAGUGGGUCCAAGCGGCUCGUGGCCUCUACAACAAGCUGAGAUCCGGCACAUAUAGCACUGCAGGUGGGAAGCCCAAACCCAUACACUUUGACACCCGCAAACUCCCCUAUGCCCGCGGCCUCACAGCCGACGAAAAGGAAUUGCUCCAGGACGUGAAAGGCAUGCAAGGCCAUAUGCCUGGAACGAUUGAAGUACGACGUCGGAUUGGACGUUUCCUCUUCGGGGCCAGGGUUGAGAUGGGAGAACCCCUCUUCAUCACCAUAUCUCCCACAACCCGUCAUAACACCUUGUGCAUCAAAUUCAGCCGCUAUCGUGCCGCAGAUCCUGGCGGAGCCGCCGAAGGAGCGCGCGAGCGCCCGAAGCUAUGGGAGACGGCAGAGGCGACCAUCGACGUGCCGCCAUACGACACUCGCAGACAGCUGACUGCGAGGGAUCCGUGGGCCGUCGUUCUCAGCUUCCAAACCGUGGUGCGGUGCAUCUUCGCCAAACUGCUCGGCAUCCGCAUGUGUUUUCGUUGCCCAGCAUGCGAUUGCCGCGAUGCACGCGGACACGGGUGUCACGUGACGGGGGGCAUCCUUGGCAUUGCUAGCGGCCUAUGCGGGGCAAUCGAAUACCAAGCCAAUUCCACACCGCAUUUCCAUUGCAACGUGUACAUCGCGUCCAUUUGGCAACAAUCUUUGAGUGAACUUGCAGCCAAACUGAAUGACAGCACCAUCACAUUCGAGGACGUGCAACAAUUCUUGACAUGGGCACACUCCGAAUCCCAUCUUGACCUAGCAAGCCAUACGCAACAGCAAGACCACCUUGAAGCAGACUGGGCCCAGAACAACUGCAAAGCAAGCCACGAUUUUUUGUGUCAGUGGCCCAAAUUCCUUGCUGAGGACACAGCGGCCAGUCCAUGGUUGAACGCAGUGGAACCCAAGCAGGCAUUGGCCGACGCAAGUCGUUUCAUCCACCACUACCGUCGAGCAGCACAGAGCAAGAUCAGCCAUCAGCAGCUUCACUGGCAUCCGUGGAACGUCACGCAGAAGUGUCGGUUGCCAAUCGCCGGUUGCAGAAAGAAGGGGGCGCCAAAUAAGUGUAAGCACAAUUUUCCAAAAGUGCUGAACGACAAGGUUCGAGUAAUUUGCAGAGGGAACGCACGAAAAUUUGCGCAGAGCACUGCCGGGCGGCGGAAUGCAUUAGGCAUGGUAUUAGACAAAAGAGACGAUCCUUGGUUGUCAGGCACCAUGCAUGCAUUCGCCCUCAUGUUAUUUGGCACCUCCCACACCGCCAUAAAUUUCCGGGUGCCUUUAUCGGCGAACACCCACGACACCGACUGCACCCGAGGCUGCUUGGCAAAGAACAUGCUCCCAAAACUGCAAAGGGCGAUGGCGCAAGCAGCCCGCCGGUCCACCAGAUAUUUCACCGGCUAUUUGCAGAAGCCGCAGCCGCUCGGAAGAAAAGAAUUGCAACAAGCGGCCAAGCAAUUGCAUUUCCUGGAAGAAGCAGCUGCCAAAGAGGACCCUGCAGCACACUACCGCAAAGUUGUGCAUAGAGUCUUCGGGGAUCUCGAAUUUCGUUGCUCAGUGCGCCCAGUCACAGAAGAGUUUAUGCUUGCGGGCUUCAGCAACAUGACCGAUCCCACCUCCGCCGAGUGCAUCCGCACUUUCCCCGUAGUCCCGUUUGUCGGAAUCGAGUGGGUUGGUAUAUUAGACCAUGUCACAGAUAUUCGUCAUAAAGUGGAACCCCCCAACCCGCACAAGAGUACAUUGAAGUCCUCCGAAGUAUACGGGUGGCGGGGAACCGACGAGCGAGUGUUUCACUUGUCUCCGUGGGAGUUUAUCAAAUGGUGGAGUCUAAAAAAAUUACAGCCGCCCACCAAAAAUGCAACUGAAGACGGACAAGGGCUCAGUGUUUGGGUGAGGAAGGACGGCACCGACAGGAAACCGGUGGAUGGCUGGCAAUAUGGCCGUGAUUACAUUUGGAAACAUCCCUUGCCAAAUAGCCGAGCCGUCAACCUUGUCCGACUACCGCAGUGCAAUGGAUGCAGUCGAGUACAGGAAUACUAUCUCGAAAGACGGACCGAACCGCUGAUUCCAUAUCCGACAACCUGUCCGUUGCCGAAGCCCGACAUGUCCAAGGAUGCACAGGCGAGGCUCCUCAAUGUCUAUCUGAGGUUGACGCCAGAGUCUGCCACAGCAUGGCUGCAGCGUCUCGCAGAGCAGGGCUCGGUGGCAGUCGAUUCAGCCGCAGGUGCAGGCAAAACCCAAACCCUCAAGUGGUUGCGUGCUUUUUUCGAAGAUUUGUGCGGGUGGCAGCAUCAACAAGAGUUUGUAUACUUGGCACCGCAGAACACCCAGGCUGCACUGAUUGCUGGCAUGACGCUACACUCGUUUGCCAAUAUCCAGGUGAAAACCAAAACGGCCCGAGCAAAAAACACCAGCACACCGGAACAGUUCGCUAAGUACCAACGCCUACGGUGGCUGGUGGUGGAUGAAUCUUCGACGGUCGGGCUCGAAAUAUUGGCCACGCUGGAGAAACGCCUGCAGCAGUCUACCAGAGAUCGGGAUACGUGGAAACUUCGGCCGGGGGGAGAACGGAGGCCAUUCGGAGGGCGCAACCUCAUCUUGACCGGGGAUUUUUGGCAGUUCCCGCCAGUCAAAGCCACAGCCAUCUACCAGAACCCUUUCCAGUCAAACGCAAGCUUCCAAGUCAACGCACUGCAGCAAAUAUGUUGGUCGCACACCUCGCUCGCCAUCCCACACCUGUUUGAACUCACCCUCGAACAGCGGUGCGAGGACGCCUGGCUCAGCCAAAUUCUUCACCAGGCGAGGCAUGGAAACAUGUCGCAGGAAGUGUGGUCUUUCUUACACGGGUUUCCAACACUCCAUGCCGGCUCGUGGUCCUUUCAAACCAAUGAAGCCAGCUGCGGCCAAAAAACUUGCAACAACCUACAUCUUCAACCCACCGCCCCCAACCAGUUGGAAUGUGUAAUUUGCCAGCAGGAAAGGGCACGUCGAUGCAUCGUAGGCAAAGACCCAAAAGCCGAGCAUUUCCUCAACCAUCCGUUUGUGCACGGGCUGAAUGCCGCCAAGUACAUUGCAGCCAACCUUCGUGCCAAAUGGGUAGCCACCACUCGCAAACACAAGUUGCUUUGGAUCAUUGCGCAAGAUACCCCGCUUUUUCAUGUGGAGGCGACGGAACUACAGGCCCGACGCGAAAAUUGGUUACAGCGCCAUGACCAGUCCACCGGCGGCGUCGUAGGAAUCUUACCACUUCUCCAGAAUAUGCCAAUCCGAGUGACGCAAACUCUGUCUGACCUGAAAGCCUUCGGGCUCUUUAAACACACCCGAGGCACCCUUUGGAAUUGGGCACUCCAUGAGGCCGACCAAGAGGCUGUCGGAGCUGUAGCAGGCCAAGACAUCGUGUUACAACGCCUUCCACGGGCGUUGUAUGUCAAGGUCGAAGGUGCGAAGUGGCAACAGCACCCAGACUUGCCCGUUGGGAUCGCUCGAAUCGAACCCGUCACCCAGACGUGGACACUCGAAACCAACGGCAAGGCUACAGUCUCUCGACGCGGCUUUCCAAUAGCCUCCGAUUACGCUGGCACGGCGCAUUCGUUUAUGGGGGCAACCCUCGGUGCAUGCACAUUGGACCUUGGCACCUGGGAUGCCACGACCCCCCGCGAGGCACAGCUCAGCGGGUACAUGUGCCUGUCCAGGGCGCGCAAAGCCGAAGAUUUGUGCAUAGUCCAACCCUUCUCCCCCAACUUGUUUAGUCACGGAGAGUUAAUUGGACCCCACACAUUCCUAGAAGUGCAUCGCGAGAAGCUGACACUGGCACAGGCCAAAAUUCGAUUUGACUCCGACAAGCCGAACAAACGAAGAUACCGUGACAUUAUGUUGUUUUGUCGGGGUUGCAGCCCCCAGCCGCACCUCGAGGAAAAACUUUUGCCACUUCGAGAAUUUGUCUCGGCCUGGGACCAAGAGGAAUGGUUCCGAGUCUUGUCAGAAGGCAUGUGUCGCUUUUGCACCCAGUGUCAAACGAAGCAGAGCAGCCCUGCAACCAAGAGGAAGUCUAAGGAGGUGAAUGCAUGCGCAUAUUGCCAGACCUUGCCAGCCGACCAGACCGGCUACUGUUCGAAGUGUGCCAAAAUUCGCUUAGCGUGCAGCAAGUGUGUUGCGGCGAGCCUCGCCCACGUGAAACAAGAUACCACGCUCAGCACAAGCCGCAGUGGUUGUGUCGAGCAUGCAGUGUGUCAUGCCAACAUGGACGUGCGCGGCGUGCCGCGGGAACAGCCUGACUGGGGUCCCAAAGAAAAGGCGUCGCAGAAGUUAGUCGCCAACGCCGUAUGUCCUGCCAACAUGGACGUGCGAGGCGUGCAGCGGGAACAGCCAUACUGGGGUCCCAAAGAAAAGGCUUCGCAGAGGCAGACCAUCCAUGCUCACCUGCGGCAGUUUCUUUUGGCCAACCGAAAAAAAGACGUUCGUCCAGCAGCGAUGAACCAUUGGUUCACCAAAGGACAGAAGUCAGCCAUUUUGCGAACAGGCAGCGAUGAACCAUUGGUUCACCAAAUGACAGAGAUCAGCCAUUUUGCGAACAGGCGCACCGAUAAUCACCAGCAGCCGAGAGCAAAUGACCUUCAAGUAGCUGCGCCACUAUGCAAAAGCCUGACCGCACAGCCGCAGCCAGAGCAGCGCUCAGCGCACCGUGCAAAGCAAGGCCUAGGGCAGCAGCCAAAGAACCGCGCCCACUCAGUCUACGACGACAUCGAGCUGAGUCGGUGGGGGCCCGAGCAACCCCUCCCUGUGCAAGACGGGGACCGGGACUUGGGGCAUCCCGGUAGCAUCCUCCCCAGUGGCAACGCGGGGGAUAGGACAACAGUCGUGUGGAAGACGGGGGCCGGGACUUCGGGCGUCCCGGCAGCAUCCUUCGGUGGAAGGGGGCUGACAGUGUUCGAAGGCGAGGCCGGCGUGUUUGCUGGCGGCCUGGCAUGUUUGUGGUAA